AUGGAGCAUAGAGUUCCUGUUGCUCAAUCUUCCGUUUCUCAAUUAGGCCGUGCUCAACGUUAUCGCAGAAUCGUAGUCUUGGACGACUCCUCGGCUAGCGUACAUUCAGAAAGGGAAGUGAUUGCGAAUCUGAAACGGAAGAAGAAGGUUGCGCGACGGAAUCCUUUAUUGUAUCCGACAAUGAAUAUCUGACCGGUAAAAUGAUGCAUCCUUCCUAUCGAGAUCCGAAUCUGAUUUUUCAUAUGGAGAGGAAGUUCUGCCGUCUACUACGAGAAAAGUGUUGCCUCAACGAUAUCGUCUCGGGUGGAAAGACACUGAAUCAACGGAAGGAAACAGCAAAAGCUCCGCAUGCAUGCAACGAUGAUUUUUACAAUGAAGGAUGUCAUAGUGAUCUCUUGGAACAUAGUGAAUUGAAUGGAAGCGAUGAUGCUGCAUUUUCACCCGCGGUAAAACAAGGAAAGAUACCUGAGUUCCUUCCCGUGAAGUGGAACAACCGAUUAUAUAAAACAGCUGGGAUGUGCCGAAAUAUGUCCGACCGCACGAGCUGGAUAGAAUUGUCGCCAAAAGUGUGCAGUACUCCUGAUCGAGUCCGCGAUACUCUUAUUCAUGAGUUGUGUCACGCAGCGGUAUGGGUAGUAGACGGAAAACGAAAAGAGGGGCACGGUCCUCUUUGGAAGAAAUGGGCCGCCCAAUGUAUGCAACGAUUUCCCUUCUUGCCCGUAAUUGGUCGAUGUCACGAUUAUGAAAUCGAUGCCAAAUUCAUUUAUGAGUGUGGAGGCUGUGGUCAAAAGGUGAGACGUCACACCAAAUCACUCAAUAUUGAUCAGAAGAUAUGCGGUAUCUGCAAGUGCCGUUUUACACUUCAAGUGCGUACGCGCAAGAAAAAAGACGCAGUUGGAAAUGAAUCAUCAGAGCUGAAUCCGUUCGCUAAGUUUGUCAAGGAGAAUUACGGAAAACACAAAGGUCCAGGUGUUAAACACGGCGAGGUGAUGCGUAUUCUGGCACAGCUUUAUAAAGAGAAAAGUGCAACUAAAGAUGAUAUCGGCGAUACUAAUGAGCAGGUGUCUCAUGAUAUGAGCAUCACUGAGUCUACUGAGCCUCUUGACAUGAGCAUACUUUCCAUACAUGAUUAA
Messenger RNA from Haemonchus placei, 1133 nucleotides. Lineage: Eukaryota; Metazoa; Nematoda; Chromadorea; Rhabditida; Trichostrongylidae. The record is from the annotation of a GenBank genome assembly.